UUCCAUUGCUCCUUUUUUUUUCUUGGGCCGCCACUACCGCCUUUUGUUUGUGGCAGAUGUGGUCUCGAUUUAUACGCCACUCAAAAUUAGUUAGCUUUUUUUCUUGUCUGCCAAAAAAAAAUGUUAUCCGCUCUACUCCAUUAAAAGCCGUCCAUCGUUGUUACGCCGUCAGUAGCAACGAUAAAAAGGAGCGAGGUCGCAUAGUAUCUGUUAUAGGCGCAGUCGUUGAUGUACGCUUCGACGGGGAUAUCCCGCCCAUUCUAACUGCCCUCGAUGUUGAAAAAUCAGGAGAUCGUUUAGUACUUGAGGUAGCGGCUCAUUUGGGAGAAAAUACUGUGCGUACUAUUGCCAUGGACGGCACUGAAGGGUUGGUAAGAGGGCAGACCGUGGUAAAUACGGGCGCGCCUAUUAAAAUACCCGUAGGAGACUGCACUUUAGGUCGUAUUAUGAACGUUAUUGGAGAACCGAUUGACGAGCGCGGAGCUAUCAACGCCAAAAAAUAUCUCCCCAUCCACAACGUGGCUCCCGGCUUUACAGAGCAGUCAACCGAGCAAGAAAUAUUAGUUACCGCUAUCAAAGUUGUCGACCUGCUCGCUCCCUACGCUAAAGGUGGAAAGAUUGGUCUUUUUGGCGGUGCGGGUGUUGGGAAAACUGUACUUAUCAUGGAGCUUAUCAACAAUAUUGCUAAGCAACAUGGUGGGUACUCAGUCUUUGCAGGUGUCGGCGAGCGGACCCGAGAGGGGAACGAUCUCUACAGGGAAAUGAUUGAGGGAGGUGUUAUUAAGCUAGAUGGGCCAGGUUCUAAAGUAGCCCUUGUGUAUGGCCAGAUGAAUGAACCCCCCGGCGCCCGCUCUCGAGUUGCAUUGACAGGGCUUACUAUUGCUGAGUACUUUCGAGAUUACGAAGGGCAGGACGUAUUGCUUUUUAUCGAUAACAUCUUCCGCUUCACCCAAGCUGGCUCGGAAGUAUCAGCGCUGCUGGGUCGUAUUCCUUCUGCAGUAGGCUAUCAGCCUACUCUUGCUACUGACAUGGGUGCCAUGCAGGAGAGGAUUACUUCAACUAAAAAGGGGUCUAUUACCUCCGUUCAGGCUGUGUACGUACCGGCUGAUGACUUGACUGACCCUGCACCUGCUACCACCUUUGCUCAUUUGGACGCAACCACCGUUCUUUCCCGCUCCCAGGCUGAAUUGGGUAUAUAUCCUGCAGUUGAUCCACUCGACUCAACCUCCCGCAUUUUGGACCCACGCGUGGUUGGACAGGAACAUUAUGACACCGCGCGGAAGGUGCAAGAGUUGCUACAGAGCUACAAGUCGCUUCAGGAUAUUAUCGCCAUUCUGGGCAUGGAUGAGCUGAGUGAGGAAGAUAAACUUACCGUCGCUCGAGCCCGCAAGGCCCAACGUUUCCUUUCUCAACCGUUUACGGUCGCCGAGGUUUUCACAGGUCAGCCAGGCCGUCAAGUAGAAUUGGCGGAUACCAUUAAAGGCUUCAAAGCUAUUCUUUCGGGUGAAUACGACCACUUCCCGGAAAAUGCCUUCUAUAUGAUCGGGGGAAUUGGCGAAGCCGUAACCAAAGCGGAAAAGAUGGCUCAGGAAUCAAAAUAAUAAUGUUACCAUAAAUAAAAAAUUAAGU
Molecule: messenger RNA, 1629 nt
Organism: Zophobas morio
Lineage: Eukaryota; Metazoa; Arthropoda; Insecta; Coleoptera; Tenebrionidae
Product: ATP synthase subunit beta, mitochondrial-like
Exons: 5
Coding region: 57-1601 (514 amino acids)
Biological process (GO): proton motive force-driven mitochondrial ATP synthesis; proton transmembrane transport
Molecular function (GO): ATP hydrolysis activity; proton-transporting ATP synthase activity, rotational mechanism; ATP binding
Source: RefSeq, a predicted model, not a curated record